This is a messenger RNA of Penaeus vannamei (Pacific white shrimp), 4737 nucleotides long. The record is from RefSeq and is a predicted model, not a curated record. Lineage: Eukaryota; Metazoa; Arthropoda; Malacostraca; Decapoda; Penaeidae.
GUGUGAUUUGAAAAUGACAAAUUCUUGUGCCUUGAUUUUACGCGUCCCGUGCCAGCUAACCAUAAUAAACCAAGUACAGUAAAUGUGUUUCAGUAAGCAUUCGUCCAGCCAGAAAAAAUAAUUAAUGAUUCAGAACCUGGGUCAAGGUGGGCUUUGUGAACCGCCGCAGGGAUGGUUCACUACAACCCGCUACUCCAACAAUGAAAAGACUAUUCCUUAGUUUUCUGUGGCCUCAUGAGAAUGACCACCACACUGUGCCUAAUCAGACGGGACUCUCAAACGUUUUUGUAAAGGACCAUUGCCAUCCCGAACAAUACACGGCUAAGAUGUGUAGGAUGGAACAAAGACCAAGGUUAUAUUGCCUGCGGUGGAGAUGACGGCUUGCUGAAAGUGCUCAAGUUAGAAGCAGGUAAAGACACGAAGGUCAAAGGGUUGGCAGCUCCAUCCAAUCUGUCUAUGAAUCAGACUCUCGAUGGCCACACGGGGACAAUACAGGUAGUGACAUGGAAUGAGAGCCACCAGAAACUGACUUCCUCCGACCAGAGUGGACUCAUCAUAGUCUGGAUGCUGUAUAAGGGCUCUUGGUACGAGGAGAUGAUCAACAAUCGUAAUAAAUCUGUUGUGAGGGGAAUGGCCUGGAACAGCGAGGGACAGAAGAUAUGUAUUGUAUAUGAGGAUGGUGCCGUGAUAGUCGGCAGCGUUGACGGCAACCGCAUUUGGGGAAAGGAACUCAAAGGCCAGCACUUGAUGGGAGUUGAAUGGUCUCCCGACUCACGUCUUCUCCUCUUUUCCCUUCACAAUGGGGAGGUUCAUGUGUAUGACAAUACUGGAGGCUUCGUUAGCCGGCUGAACAUCCAGUGCCUGGGAAGCAUGGGCCUCGGAGCAAUGGUAGUCGGCCUCACUUGGUACAAUGGGCGAAAUGGCUAUGUAGAACCUGACUGUCCCACCCUAGCCAUAUGUUACGACAACGGCAGAAUGCAGAUCAUGAGGACCGAGAGCGAUGACAUGCCCGUUUUGAUUGACACUGGAAUGAGUGUGUGUGCCUGCCAGUGGAAUCACAAUGGUUAUGUGAUAGCAGUGGCAGGCACCCUCCAUCUGUCAGGCAUGGGAGAGAAAGACUGCAAUGUUGUGCAAUUUUAUACUCCAUUUGGUGAGCAUCUGAGGACCCUAAAGGUGCCAGGGAAGGAGAUAACAGCUUGUUCGUGGGAAGGAGGAUCCCUUCGUAUAGCUUUAGCAGUUGAUUCCUUUAUCUACUUUGCAAACAUUCGUCCUGACUACCGCUGGUGCUUCUUUGCCAAUACUGUGGUUUAUACAUACACUAAGCCUGAACGCACAGAAACUUGUGUGACCUUCUGGGAUACCAGGAAUAAUGAGCAUUUUAUUAAGCACAUCAAGUACCUCAUGGGCAUGGCAUCGAGUGGAGAGCACUGCGUCUUGGCUGUGCGCACUGAUGAUGGGUCUGGACAGUUUGGGCUGAUCAUCUGCAAUGCCAUUGGAACUCCUGUUGAUAGUAAAUACAUAGACAUCGAGCCCCAUUACCUAUCCAUGACCAGCAGUUACGUCUUUGCUGCAUCCAAGGAGAACUUCUAUAUUUGGCACUUUAAGACUCCCAAAGCUCAUUCAUCAAUUGAAGUGCCUGGAUCGGUGAAGGUAGACCGCCAAGAACGCCUGUACCAUAUUGAUGACACACCCACUGGUGUCAAUGAUGUCUUUAGGGAAGGAGAUAAACUUUUUGAGGCAACCAGCGACCCAGUCUGUUGUCUGACAGCAAGUGAGCGAAUAUUAGUGAUUGGCAGAGAGUCAGGAGCCUUGCAAAGAUAUGCUCUGCCUCAUGUUGCCCUGACUGCGCGUUACACCUUGCCAUGUCGUCCACACCGUUUGGCACUGAAUUGUAAUUCUACGCGCUUGGCUAUAGUUGAUAUCACAGGCUUGCUUACUUUCCUGGAUCUAGAUACACGUACAUCGGACAAUAAUGGGAAAGAGAUAAUGGGAUCCAUUCUGAAGUUUGAACGCAAGGACGUUUGGGAUAUGUGCUGGGCUCACGACAACCCUGAACUUUUUGCUAUGAUGGAAAAGACGAGGAUGUAUGUCUUUCGCAACAUGGAUCCUGAGGAACCUAUUGCUAGCUCAGGUUAUCUGUGCAGUUUCCAGGACCUUGAAAUACGUGCAGUACUCUUGGACGAGGUGAUGCGAGAACCUGAAGCACCGACAACUGACCACUUGCUCACAUUGGAGGUGAAAAGUUUGCGCGACACCCGAGACCUUUUAGAGAAAGUGUCAAUCAAAGAUGCAGCAGCAUUCAUUGAUGAGAACCCACACCCAAGACUCUGGCGUCUCCUUGCUGAAGCAGCUCUCGAAAAACAGGACCUUAAAAAUGCUGAAGCUGCAUUUGUACGUUGCAAAGAUUAUCCAGGAAUCCAGUUAGUUAAGCGGAUAUCAAACAUCCAAAACGAAACUUUGAGGAAAGCAGAAGUUGCUGCCUAUUUCAAAGACUUUGAUGAAGCUGAAAGGCUGUAUCUGGAAGUUGAUCGCAGGGAUGUUGCAAUUUCUCUUCGUCGUAAGCUCGGAGACUGGUUCAGGGUUGUGCAGCUGCUCAAGUCUAGCUCCUCUGGGGAUGACGUGAAGAUGGAGGAAGCCUUGAAUAACAUAGGACACUAUUAUGCAGAUAGACACAAAUGGGAUGAUGCAGUGAAGCACUUUGAACCUGCACACAACCACGAGAUGCUGGCCAUAUGCUAUUACCAGCUGGAGGACUUUGGAGCUUUGGAGUCGCUCGUGCGCUCUCUGCCUGACAACUCUACACUUCUGCCUGCCAUUGCUGAUAUGUUCACAAGUGUUGGCAUGUCCCAGCAAGCUGUAGCUGCUUUCAUGAAGUGCAGUCGUGUGAAGUCAGCCAUUGACACGUGCGUAGCCCUGAACCAGUGGCACGAAGCAGUUGAGUUGGCCAAGCAACACAAUGUCACUGAGAUUAGCGCUCUCCUGGCCCGCUAUGCUUCUCACCUGCUGGAAAAAGGAAAUCGUCUGCAGGCAAUAGAGCUCUACCGUAAAGCUGACAAACUGUUAGAUGCUGCUAAACUUCUGUAUGAGAUCGCAGAUGAAGAAGGAAAAAAGAAGAGCCGUCCACUGCGCGUGAAGAAAUUGUACCUUCUUGCAGCCCAGCUUGUUCAGGAACAUAAUGCAAAAAUGAAGACUGCUAUGAAAGAUGCUAGUGGUAGUCGAAGUGCAGCUCUCAUGGGACUGUUUGACGAUGGGAUGAGCGGGAUAGGGAAUGCAGAGGAGGGCGGAACUCAGUCAAAUUUCCUGGACAACCCGUGGAAGGGAGCUGAAGCAUACCAUUUCUUCUUGCUUGCACAGAGACAGUUAUAUGAAGGUUAUGUUGAUGCUGCUAUGAAGACUUGUCUUCACAUGAGAGAAUAUGAAGGCAUACUUGAUCCAGAAGACAUUUAUUCUCUCUUGGCGCUAGCUUCUUGUGCAAACAGAGCUUUUGCAACAUGUUCCCGUGCCUUCAUUAAACUAGAAUCUCUCUCUGGGACUAAGAAGGAAGCUUAUGAAGAUCUGGCAAUGAAUAUUUUCAUGAAGUACAGCCCAAAAGAUUCACGCAGCAACCGGGCAGAAUGCACCAACUGUGAAACCAUGAUUCCUGAUUGGAUCAGCAUUUGUCCAAGCUGCAACAACCGCUUUUCAACAUGCAUUGUAACAGGACGGCCAAUAAUGGACACUUCAUCGGUGUGGACCUGCAAGUCAUGCAAGCACUCUGCAAUGGAGCAAGACAUGACAAUGCGUUCUCACUGUCCCUUGUGCCAUGCUGUCAUUAGCUCCCACUAAGGCAGGGAAGGUGUGAGAGUGGAGAGUGUUGGUUUGUUGACUCAAAAUAAUAUUGUAUGUGUUUAUACUUGUGUGCAAGCAUUUUUUUUUUUUUUGUGUGUGUGUGUGCAUGUGUGUGUGUUAGGGGUAGGGGUGCUGAAUUAAGAUUUUCAUAAGCCUCAAUGAUAUUAAGACCCCACUUGACAGCAUAUUCACCAAAUAAUUUAAUGCAGUACAGAAGUAUAAAAUCUGAUGUGAUUGAGUAUCUAAUAAGAAAUUUUGAACAUUUGAAACAAAGAUAUAUAUAUAUAUAUUUGAAAAUUCUUGUAAUUUAUUGCCUCCUCUUCAGUAUCAAUGAAUACGAAUAGGAUUAAGUAAUAAAAAGUACCUUAUCAUUAGUUUAAUAUGGAGAAACUGUGAGUGCAUACAAUGUCCACUGUAGUUUUAGUUUAGUAAUAGUGUUUACACACAAAUGGUUCUGAAGUGCUUUGUCACCAAAAAGUCAGAUUGAUAGGCCAUAUCACAUGUUCAUGCCCUUCUUUGGAUAUUUAGAGAGUUUCUAUUACUGUUGUCAUUUUCAUAUCAUUACAGCAAUAAUGAUGCUCAUAAGCAUCAUCAUCCUCAUAACUAUACUUAUUAUUAUUGAAUUAUGAUAAAAAUAGCAUAAAUAACAGUGAUAAUAGUAGAGGUAAUAAUUUUGAUUAACAACAAUGCAGGGAAUGAGGCAGAAAGGUGAAAUCAAAUAGGCUUAAUCAUCAACCUUUUUGGUCACGAAUUGCAUGUGAAGCCAUCUGCUGGUGAACAACACUGUCGAAACAAAACUGCAGUACAGUGUGCAUGCCUUUUGGUUUGUAAUACCCUGUAAAAAAGGGGUUUAUGUAUGAAUGUCCCACACAAGUGCACUUGUUUUUGAGAAUGUAAAUAUAUACAGUA